GUAAAAUGGGACCUGACAGAGCGCAAUAAACUGCCAUCAGCCCUUGAGCGCACAACACAUUAAAACAAUUAUCAUUUGAGUUUAUCUAUUCUUUUCACAAAUUUCCCCCCAAAAUGAUAUCUCGUUUAGCAAACGGUAUUCCGAUACCCUGGGUACCAGAGGCUUGAGCUUCAAGCUCCUAGCAAAGAGCGGCAACUAACAAAGAGCGACAACGAGAAGCGAAGACGGCGUGUACACGGCCAAAAAGUAGGUCAACUAUGCUAUGCUAUACUAUGCUUUUUCCAUAUGAUUCCUAUGAAUCAACCCUGGGUACGCGCCUGAAGACCGGUAUGUCAGUAAACGAGAAAUCUUAAUUAAUUCAACUGUAUAAAUGAAAUCCCGCCUUUUUCUGUCGACCAGCGCUCAGUUUGUCAAGUCUGUCAAGGGUAUCAAAGCCUUUGGAUAACAAGGAAAACUGUGUCGAUGAAAACGAAAUGGUUUAAUCUACCGCUUGACCUGUCCUUAAUAUUGUUCUAAAAAAUCAAAUCGUUGUUGUCGACUUUUUCUUUUAAUUUUAUUCGCAAGGAAUCGAAAGGAAUGUGGUUCCGCCCCUAUUUACGUAGUAAGGCCACCUUCAAGAGGUUAAAGCAAGGUCACUGGUGGUUAGCAACAGACCCGUGUAAAAUACACUAAAACACUAGUAAAUGUUUUGGAAUAAAUGUUUUAAAUUUUAAUUGCUAAGAACCUUUUUUGAAUGAGCCGUUAUUUGAAGCUUUAGUAGAAUACAGGCGUGGAUAACUGAUCCUCGCAUACAAAGAAUGAGAGGGAGAUAUAGCCAAAUGCGUGAGUAUCUUGUCUUUCUUCUUUUUUUGUGUUUAAUGAUUACUGGUACGAAAGGCAAAAAUACAUUGGCCGACGAAGAGGCUAUGGACGAGCUGGAAAAGCUCUUGAGUGCCCAGAGGAUGGAAGAGAAUCUUAGGUACCUGACGGAGAGGCCCCAUCACGCAGGCUCCCCCCGGAACACGUUAUUAGCGGAGGAGAUUGCGCGGAGAUGGCGAAGUUAUGGCUUUGACAAAGUAGAAAUGCCUCGGUAUAAUGUACUACAAAACCUCCCGAUGGAAGAGGAUCCAAGUUUUGCUGCGAUUGUGGACGAUAAGGGAGCUAUUUUACAUCAGUUCCAAGAAAAAGAGACCCCGCUGACCACAUUUGAGCGCAAGCACGAGCCGGAGGUGAUGCCCUCGUUCCUGUCUUCCCCGCUGAAUGCAAGUGUCGAUGGAGACGUCGUGUAUGUAAAUUACGGACGCGAUGAAGAUUUCGACAAGCUGAAAGAACUGGGCGUGUCUGUUAAGGGAAGGAUCGCGUUUAUGCGAAUGGGACGCGUUUACAGAGGGAACAAGGUACGCAGCGCCGGAUAUAAUGGCGCCAUAGCAGCUCUUAUUUAUCAAGACCCAGAGCAAUUCGCGCCCGAAGGACCAAACAACACGUUUCCAAACUCUUGGUGGCUGCCGGAUACUGGAAUACAGCGUGGCGGCGCUGGGCUUGGGUCCUGGCCGGGGGAUCCGCUGACCACAGGGUACCCGGCAGUUGAUGGCAUUUAUAGGAUGCCCGUCAGCAAGCUUGGUCAGCCAAAGAUCCCGUCUUAUGGUCUUUCAUACGGCGACGCGUUAAAAAUUCUUAAAAGAAUGAAAGGGCCUGACGUACCGCCACACUGGGAGGGAAAACUAGACGUUCGGUAUAGACUUGGCCCAGGCUUCACGCAGGAAAACACGAAAGUGCACUUGACCACUAAGUCCAAACGCGUCAUGCAUCCAAUUUUUAACGUCAUAGGGACUAUCCGAGGUCGUGAAGAACCCGACCGCUACGUCAUUGUCGGUAACCACAGAGACUCUUGGGUCUUCGGCGCCAGCGAUCCGUCCAGCGGUACUGCUAUUCAAAUGGAGGUGUCACGUGGUUUAGGCGAACUUCUCAAGCGAGGUUGGCGACCAAGAAGGACCAUAAUCCUGUGCAGCUGGGACUCUGAAGAGAGAGGAGUCAGCGGCUCCACGGAGUGGGUAGAGGAGCAUGCGCAGAUUCUAAGGAGACGCGCUGUCGUCUAUUUGAAUAUCGAUACAGGGGUCAGCGGUAAUUUCUCGCUCAAUGUUGAUGGAAGUCCACUGAUAGAGAAGAUUCUGGUUGCUACUUCGAAAGAGGUGCAAGACCCAACCACCAAACAUGCGGCUAGUAUGUAUGACGUCAUCACCGAGCGUGACAAAACCAAACUGCGUGGCGGUGUUCCUGUGUGUGACAACCUCGCACUGGGGAGUGACUACGUAGCGUUCUAUCAUCUAAUAGGCGUGUCCUCCGCCGACUGGUCCUACAUAUUCGGAGAUAAAAAGCACAAAAUAAGGCGAUCCUACCCGCUUUAUCACUCAAUCCACGACAACUUCGAGUGGAUGAAGCGCUUUGUUGACCCACAAUUUCAGAUUCACUUGGCUGUAGGGAAAUUCACGAGUAGGAUGGUGAUGAAGAUGGCAAACUCAAUCGUCCUACCAUUCAACGCGACAAACUUCGCCCUCAAAUUGAAAUCUGAGAUAAAUGAAUUAAAGAGGCUACCUGGGUUAGACAAGAGCCCAGUAGAUCUUAGAUGGUUGAUUAAUGCUACAAAUGUAUUUGUAGAUAGAGCCGUGAAAUUUGACACAGCCGUAACCCACAUGGUAAAAAGUGAUUUAUUGGCACGCCGGAGAGUAAAUGACCAGCUAAUGCAGGUAGAUCGAGCAUUUAUAAAUACGCUGGUCCAGACAUCUAGGCUUUAUGACCGCCACGUGCUAUACGGACCGGACUGGACAAAUAUCUACAAGGGCGUGUACUUCCACUUGGUCAAACGAGCUAUUAGGGACGCUGAAGCGGGCAAAGACUCCUGGGAUGCAGUGGAGAAAGAGGUGUCUGUGUUGACUUUUUGUUUGCGGUCAGCGGCUGAGAUGUUAGAGCCAGAGGAGUGAAGUACUUCCCUAGCUAAGGUUGGGUCAGGCACCCUCCCUACUCCAUUUGCUGCCAAAAAGAGGUUGUUGAGCAUUCUCACAUAAUCCCUCGUAUCUCCUAGCUCACAUCAGCACAGUCUCUGGGGGGUAGUUUUAAUCGCAGAUUUGACAUAUAAACUCUCUCUCUCUCUCUUGCGGUCCUUUCUCCCUUUUUCCUCAUUCUCGAGUGUAAAUUGUUUUAUUGAUUGUUUCAUCAACGCAUGCGUUUGGAUUUUAUUAUGGUGUAUACUACAAAAGUAGGCUGAUACAACAAUACGACUUGGAUACUUAAUCAUCUUAUGUUUAUUUUCUAUGGAAAAUAUCAAAAAAUAUAAAAAAGAUACCUUUACCAGAUUUGUUGCUCAUCGAUGAUGACAUGCAUAUUAACGACCCUCCAUAACUAUUAAUCAAAGGCCUUAAUUACAUUUUCCGGGGUAGAAAUAAAUUCCAAAACUCUAAAAACAGCAUUUUCUGAUUUUAACAAUUCAUUGCGACUUUUGAAAGCUUCAUUUAUAUAAAAGGCAUUCGGGGGUUGUUGGGGGAUAUUUUAGUGUCAAUUUUUAAGGUGUAAAAAUAUCUUCCUCUGAGGAAGCUAUCCAUCGUAGAAAAUGCAUCUUUUUCUUGAAUCACUAACACAGAAAAAAGAAUUGAGAAAAAUGAAACGCGCGACAAAUUGUGUAAAUUUAUCGCGUUUUUUUCUCAUCUUUGAAAGGCCAAAAGCCUAUGACGUAAAAUGGAUUAUAGCUAUAGUUAUAGUGAAAAUCUCUGAAAACAAUUGUUUGAUAAUUUCCCUGCAUUUCAGCUUUACAGGGUUUUACGGUCCGAGGUGAGGCGCCUGUUAAUAGCGAGGUGUCCGUUAGUCGUGAAUACAUAUCACUUAGCCUGCUAGCCGGCUCUCAUUGUGGGGUAUUCGGAAAUGUUUUAUUUUCGAAUAUUGGGAACCCUGUUCGCGCGCGAAGGCCGAGGUGCGCUGGGCUUAUAGACAGGAGAAGUUUAGUCAUUCGUAACCAAAAAUGUAAUGCAUAGUCGAGUCUUCAAAACAACACAGUCAUCUCUGCUUGAAUUAACUUGACGAGACUUGGUCUCACUACAAAUUGCUAUUUAUUCCUAGUCUUAACUUGGCUUUGUCCGUCUAGUGAUGACUGCAUUGUUUUGAAGACUCGACUAUGCAAUUUGUUUGGGCCCUGUGUUGUGACAUGUAUGAGAAAGAUUCUACUGCCCACCACAUUUGGAUAUAAUAAAAAUAUAUGUAUAA
Messenger RNA from Nematostella vectensis (starlet sea anemone), 4230 nucleotides. RefSeq names its product glutamate carboxypeptidase 2. The record is from RefSeq and is a predicted model, not a curated record. The transcript is spliced from 6 exons. Lineage: Eukaryota; Metazoa; Cnidaria; Anthozoa; Actiniaria; Edwardsiidae. Gene Ontology annotation, molecular function: carboxypeptidase activity. The coding region runs from base 798 to 2957 and encodes 719 amino acids.